AUGCUGCACAACGUUGGGUCAAAGAUUGAGGAGAUCAAAGGCCGCAUCUCUCAACUGAGGGUGAACCUAGAAAUAUAUGGCAUAAGGAGAUUGAAGGAAGAAGAAGGGCCGAGCUAUUCUGACAGGGUUGUGACCAACUUAUUACGCCGCAGUUUCUCUCACUCCAUCAACCAUAAUGUUGUUGGUUUGGUGGAAGCUGCCAAGACAUUAGCGACUGAGCUUGUGAAGCCAGGAAACUCCGGCAGUCGAGUGGUUUCGAUAUGUGGAAUGGGAGGGUUGGGCAAGACCACUCUGGCUAGGAAGGUUUACCAUCAUGAUGAAGUUAGGGAUCAUUUUUCUCACUUCAUUUGGGUGUGCGUAUCUCAACAAUAUCAAACAAGAGACAUUUGGGAGCAAAUUCUGUUUAAACUUUCGUCCCCUGGCGAAAAGGAGAGAGAGAAGAUCGCAAAGAUGAAAGAUGAUGAGGUAGCUAAAGAACUUUUUGUGCUACUUCAAAAGAUGAGAAGCUUGGUGGUUCUUGAUGACAUCUGGGAUGCGAAUGCGUGGUCAUUGCUAAGUGCUGGGUUUCCAACUCAAGACAAGGACACAGAAACCAAAGUGCUAAUUACAUCGCGCAACAAAAGUGUAGCAUAUCGAGCAGAUCCGAGAGGUUUCCUCUAUGAACCAUCCUGUCUAAAUGAUGAAGAUAGCUGGGAACUGUUCCAUAAGGUAGCAAUUUUUCAAAGAGUGCAAGCAUAUGGAGGUAACGCCAACAUCUCAUCCUAG
Messenger RNA from Prunus armeniaca (apricot), 765 nucleotides. NCBI's taxonomy places the organism in Eukaryota, Viridiplantae, Streptophyta, Magnoliopsida, Rosales, Rosaceae. The record is from the annotation of a GenBank genome assembly.